GCAUUGAAGUUCCCCAUCCGAAAGGGAACUACUGUUCCUUAGCAUUGCUGUUAAGAUGAACCAUGGCCCCAAACUGUGAACCGAACUGAACCGUGCCUUUGGUGUAUCGUUACACCCCUAAAAGUUAUGCACUGUUUUUCACUCACUAUCUCUCUUUCUCUUGUAGUUGAACAGUGUCAAUAAUUUUGUGCAGUCUAUCAAUGACUAUUUGCAACUGAAAGCAGAUGAGCUGGCCCUUUCUGCCAUUGCUCAAAGGAUAGAGGGAUACAAGAUAGAGGGUCUAAGUGAAGAAGUAGACAAGCAUGUUCGCGAGAUCUGCCGUUUUGAUUUGACGAGCCCAAUGAGUGGGGUGGGGCCAAAUGUAAUACGCAAGCAAAUACUGGAAGAAACUUUGAAGGUUAAAAGAAGAAAGGAUACAAAGGAGUUUGUGGUCCUGCUCUUUACUGAUGUGCUGUUGAUAACUAAAGCACAGAAGAAAUCAGACAAGCUGAAGGUACUGCGCCCCCCAAUGCUUGUGGAGAGAAUACACUGCAUUGAGGUCAAAGAUGGCUAUUCAUUUAUGCUGGUGGAGGUCGGUGAUCUAGGCUGCCCUCUAAGUGUGCAUAUCAUGUCCACACCCAGUCCAGACAGCUGUGCGUCAUGGGUGUCUGCUCUGCGUGAGACUCAGGAGGCAUUACAGAAAUUGAAGAUAAACGAGAAGAACGCAAUAUUAAAAAAUACACAUACCGUUCCAGAUAAGGAUGCUGAUUUCCACACAGCAUAUUAUAGUGAUAUUGACCCAGAAGAAAUGGUACAACAGAUUUACCCCACAUCCCAAUCUGACAGCGAUUCUGAUCCAGCUGAUAAUGAGAGAUCUACGUUCAGCAAGGUCGAUCCGCAUACACUGAUGGAUGUGGAGCAAAGUAAAGUUCAACAGAUGUCAGAUUACAGGAGCUCUUCACUGACUGAACCCGAUGAUCAGAGCCAGUCAGGUUAUGAAGAGGUUGUGGGAAAGACUGAUUCAGUUGGAUUGAACGCAGAACAAGGAAAAAGCAGAAUUAACAGCAAUCAGUGGGAAGAUGAAGAGGCCUCAUUAAAAAAUAUCCAAGAAAGGCGAGUUACAUGGACACAAAAACAACAGACACCUUCAAACUCGAAUGACCUUACACAACAGGAAUUACCAAUAAGAAACAAUUUGAAUGGACCUGCUGGACAUGUAAAAGACACAAUCCAACCUCUCAUAACUACAUCCGCACAUGGGACAAGUGUAGAAACAGGUGAACCAAUGCAUCUAGAUCCAGAUAGUGACUCUCAAGAAAGCAGGAGAAACUCUUUGUGCAGCCAGCAAGAAGAUGAUGAAGAGUCCCUCACAGAAUCAAAGAGGUUCUCCAGGAAACUGAAGUCUCCUCGCAUACAGAGGAGACGUCUGAAUAAUGCGCAGCCAAACGGAAUGGGAUUUGCUUCCGAUGCAAACUCCAGCAGAAGCCAGAAAAACAAAUCUCAGGAUUCUCACAGAGUGCUAAAGCUGGGAUCUCUGAAAAACAACCCUAGUACAUUAUGGUAUGUUCCUGAGAAGAGAUCACCGAAGAGAUCACCGACUCAAGAGAUGCACUCUGAACCUGAGCAGACACCGGAAGAAAAGCGUAAAUUGAAACUAAUCAAACUCAAGACCCAGAGGAGCGCUUCUAUCCCAGAAAUCAGCAUACCUCAGACUUCCAUCCCACCUUCCCAAAUUACUAGCUCCUCACUGUUAACUGCCCCAGACCCCCAGCCUCCAACAUCUCCACUUCAGAGUGUGCUGCAGAGGGCAAAAGAAAGGGAAAAGGAACGCGGGCUGGGAAGAAAAGUUGUAAAGGAAAAAGAGAAGACUUUUUCCAUACAAAAUUCUCCUACUAUUUCUGCCUCUUCAUCGCUGUCGGCCAGUGAAGGAGAGAGAGAGACAGAAAGAGAGGAAUCAGCAGAACCCAGUGUAAUGUUUGCACAUGGAUGGAGAGAAGGAAAUGUUGAUGGAAGUGAGGAUGAGAUGAAAGAAAGGUGAGUCUACAGUACAUGCGUCACUGUUGCUA
Danio rerio (zebrafish) is the source of this 2045-nucleotide messenger RNA. Lineage: Eukaryota; Metazoa; Chordata; Actinopteri; Cypriniformes; Danionidae. The record is from RefSeq and is a predicted model, not a curated record.